Messenger RNA from Neogale vison (American mink), 1151 nucleotides. Its product is annotated as beta-defensin 103A-like. Gene Ontology annotation, molecular function: CCR6 chemokine receptor binding; chemoattractant activity. Gene Ontology annotation, biological process: cell chemotaxis; defense response to bacterium. Gene Ontology annotation, cellular component: extracellular region. The coding region runs from base 14 to 217 and encodes 67 amino acids. Lineage: Eukaryota; Metazoa; Chordata; Mammalia; Carnivora; Mustelidae. The record is from RefSeq and is a predicted model, not a curated record. The transcript is spliced from 2 exons.
AAGCCGGUCGGCCAUGAGGAUCUAUUACCUUCUUCUCCUGUUGCCCUUUCUGUUCUUGAUGCCUGUUCCAGGAAAUGGAGGAAUUGUAAAUACCCUGCAGAGGUAUUAUUGCCGAAUAAGGAGUGGGCGGUGUGCUGUGCUUAGCUGUCUGCCAAAGGAGGAGCAGAUAGGCCGCUGUUCUUCCUCGGGCCGAAAAUGCUGCCGAAGAAAGAAAUAAAAUCCGGAAACACUGACUGGGGACAUUGUAAAGUGUGAAAAUGUCUCCUGUAAGUUUACAGGAGAAAAAUCAAAUUUAAUUUUUUUUUUUUUCAAAAGAAAGAGAAGCUUGAUUGUCCUUUUUAAAUUCUGGUUAUUGUGGUAGUUGUUACCAAACUGGUAAGUUAGAAUGCCUUCCCAGACUCACCUUUGGAGUCUCCAAAAGGAAGCCUCAAAAAAGUCUAAACUUAUUUUCCAAGCGUUAUCAGAUUUGACUCCUCUUUUGCAAAUUAUGCUCCCCAAAGAGAUUGGCCUCCCUGUUCCUCCUAAAAAAUUCCCUUAGCUUUCCUCUCACCCAUGCCUCUGCUCCAGCGGACCUCUCACCAGGCAUACAAUCACCUUUCCAGCUUCAUCUCUAAACUUUUGCACAUCCUCCAGGGGCCAUCACAAAUGCGACGACCUCCUUACAGAGAGAGCUGCUUUCCCAAAAGAAUAUGAGCUUUCCUCUGGCACACUGCAGGGUUCGGACUGAAAACCUCUUCUCUGAAUUUUGUUUGAUUUCUGCGUUGUACCAUUCGCUUAUUUCCAAUCUCCAUGUCUGGUUGCAUCAUUUUUAAGGGCAAAGACUUUGUCUUAAUCAUGUCUGGAUGGCCUAGGAAAGUGCCUUGAGCACAAAAGCUGCUGAGAAACUGUUUCAUCCCGGUGGUCUGAGGCCCUGCAGUUUAACUAGUCAGUGUCCUCUCGAUGUUGAUAUGGAAGGAUUCCAGGAGCUGUGGUGGGAGACCCAUUUUCCUCACACCAGCCCUACGGAAAAGCAAGAGAACCAGCUGUCAGAAGAUGGAAACAGAUUCCCAAAGAGAAGAGCCUUGAUCCCACUUUCCAUCAAAAAAGCAUGAACUGAUUUCGAUACAAAUUUUAGGAUUAUUUGCUCCAGCUCUUUGAAAAAUACCGGUGGA